AUGUCAGGAUUGAAAAGAUUAACUCCAGCACCUCCUCCACAGAUUAAUGCAUGGGAAUUGAAUACAUUAAUUGAAGAUCAAAAAGAAUUAAAUAGAGAACACAAUAGUAGAGAUGCUAAUCAAAAUUAUGCUGCAAAUAAUGAGAUUUCAAAUAAUUAUAAUGAUUAUCAACAAAAUUCAAUACCAAUUUUAACAACAUCAAAUUCAUCAAGUUAUAUACAAGAUCAGAAUGAUUCAAAUGGUUCAAUAACUUUAGUUACAACUCCUCCAACUACAAGUAGUCAAAACCAUUCACAAUCAAAAUCUCAACCGAAUGAAAAUAAAAAUAAAAAGGAUAUGCUUAUAAGUGUUGGUAAAAAUUUAAAAAUUAAAAAACCAAUUUUCCCCAAAUCAAAUGAAAUGAUGAAAAAUGAUACUGCAACUGAAUUUAAUCAUUUAAUAAAUAAAAAAUUAUUUCAUCAUAUGAAUCAUCAUCAAAAUAAUAAACUGCAUCAUAUUUGGUUUAAUACUCCUCCAAUUACAACUCCUCAACCUUUUACUCCAUUUAUUAAUGAUUAUAAUUUCAAAAAAGAUUCAUCAACAUCAUUACCACAACCAAUUCCAUUUGCAACUAGUCCUUUACCAUCACCUUUUUUAAUUCCAUCAUCAACUAAUAUAUCACCUUUCUCACCACAAUCUCCACCUAUAUUUCAACAACAUAUGAUUUAUUGUAAUUUACCUAAUUUCCAGCAAAUUCCAUUAACUCCUAUUCCUCAAAACAUAAUUAAUAAACAAAAUAUGAAUCAAGUAUCUGAACAACAACAAAAACAAAAACAAAUUACAACAAAACAACAAAAAUUAGCAAUAAAAAAAUCAACAAUAAAAAAACAAAUAGAAUAUUAUUUUUCAACUGAAAAUUUAUGUAAAGAUACUUAUCUUAGAUCAUUAAUUGAUUUAAAAGAUGGUAAAAUUGAAAUUUCAAAUUUAUUAAAAUUUAAAAGAUUAUUAAUUUUAUCAUCAAAUGGUAAAUAUAAUAAUUUAAUUAUUGAAGUUAUUAAUGAAAUUGAGAAUUUGGAAUUAGUAGAUGAUAAUCAAUUUGUUAGAUUGAAAAAUUGGAAACUUUGGGUUUUGAAACAUUAA
Molecule: messenger RNA, 1119 nt
Organism: Lodderomyces pseudojiufengensis
Lineage: Eukaryota; Fungi; Ascomycota; Pichiomycetes; Serinales; Debaryomycetaceae
Gene: SLF1
Product: Slf1p
Exons: 1
Coding region: 1-1119 (372 amino acids)
Molecular function (GO): RNA binding
Source: RefSeq, a predicted model, not a curated record